GAUUGCACCAACUCUUGUUUUGUGAUUGGGGAUGAACAGGCAAACUCUCCCAAAGAUUUCAAUGAGUGUGUUAGUAGAGCUCAACUUCAAGCUGCCAUGGAGGAAUCCCAGAGAGGGAUGAAUGAUGCAAUCAAGAAGGCUGUCACCGAUGCACUAAUUGAUCUCAAGCUUGGUAGCAGCAUAGAGAGGUUGGAUAGGUGGAUAUCUACUUUAACCGAUAAGGUUACAGAGUUAGAAAACCGUCUACCAAAUGAGGAAGAUAUGGGAGGAAACAACUCGAAUGAAGAUGCUAUUUUUGAUGAGGAUGGAAACAUAGAUGCUGCAGCCACCCGAACAGCGAUGCUACGACAUCGUCUACGUGAGAACAGGAGAGGUAUGGGAGGUCAUCGACAUCAAGGUCAUGCCCAACAUGCUCCCGAUGAUCCUUAUGCUAAGGUAAAGUUCACAAUUCCACCUUUUUCAGGCCAUUAUGAUGCUGAGGGGUAUCUUGAUUGGGAGAUGACAGUAGAGCAGAAAUUUAGUGCCCACCUUGUUCCUGAAAGACAUAGAGUUCGACAAGCCUCUAGUGAGUUUAAGGAUUUUGCAAUCAUUUGGUGGAGUGGGUUAGCUGCAGAAAAUGCUUUACCAACCACAUGGGAACAACUUAAGAUAGCUAUGCGUGAUCGUUUUGUUCCCCCUUCCUACCAUAGAGACUUGCGUAAGAAAUUGAUGCGCCUAGAGCAAGGAGAGAAAUCUGUCCAAGAUUACUAUGGGGAGCUCCAAAAGGGCAUGAUGCAUUGUGGUGUUGUGGAGGGGCCUGAGGAUUCUAUUUGUCGUUUUUAUUCGGGUCUAAGGUGUGAGAUUCAGGACAUUGUUGAUUAUAAGGAAUUUAACACUAUCAACCAGUUGUUUCAGUUUGCUAUGCUUGCAGAGAAGGAAUUGUAG
Panicum hallii is the source of this 924-nucleotide messenger RNA. RefSeq lists its product as uncharacterized. The transcript is spliced from 2 exons. The record is from RefSeq and is a predicted model, not a curated record. Lineage: Eukaryota; Viridiplantae; Streptophyta; Magnoliopsida; Poales; Poaceae. The coding region runs from base 97 to 924 and encodes 275 amino acids.